CGCCCCGGGCCGCCGCGGGCCGGAGGAAGAGCCCCCGGCCGCGGCCGCCUCGGGUGCACCGCCGCCACGGGGCGACGAGGAGGAGCCGGACAGCGCCCAGGAGAAAGGCAAGAGCUCGGGCCCCAGCGCCAGGAAAGGCAAGGGGCAGAUCGAGAAGAGGAAGCUCCGGGAGAAGCGGCGAUCCACCGGCGUGGUCAACAUCCCCGCCGCAGAGUGCUUGGAUGAGUAUGAAGAUGAUGAAGCAGGGCAGAAAGAGCGGAAACGAGAAGAUGCAAUUACACAGCAGAACACAAUGCAGAACGAAGCUGCAAGCCUACCAGAGCCAGGCAGUUCCUACCUGCUACAGGAGCCAUCUAGAACAGUUUCAGGCAGAUACAAAAGCACAACCUCUGCCUCUGAAGAAGAUGCCUCAAAUAGAUAUUCUCGAACAGAUAGAAGUGGAUUCAAUAGAUACAACAGGGAUGCAAAUGUUUCAGGUAGUUUGGUCUCAAGUAACACGUUGGAAAAGAAGAUUGAAGACCUUGAGAAGGAAGUAGUAAGAGAAAGGCAAGAAAACCUAAGACUUGUGAGACUGAUGCAAGAUAAAGAAGAAAUGAUUAGAAAACUCAGAGAAGAAAUUCAUUUAUUAAAUAGAGAUCUAGAUGACAUUGAAGAUGAAAACGAACAACUAAAGCAAGAAAACAAAACUCUUUUGAAAGUUGUUGGGCAGCUGACAAGGUAGAAGAUUUGAGGCUCAUUGUGGAAAAAAAUGUAUUAAAACUACUGAUUGAAUGUUAUGGUCAAUCCUAGGACAAUAUUCCUAUGCUGCAAUACAUUAAAAUAAUUAAGUAUGUAUAUUUAUUUCUAGAAAAUGGAUGGAUGUUUAUUUUCAAAAUAUUUCUUUUUCAUUAAUAAUUACAAAAAAGCAUCAACCUUUAUUUCACAAAUAAGUAACAUCUUGCAAUUAUUAAAAUGAUGGGUAAUGCCUCUUUUGGUUUUGUGUGGUAUUCAAAUAAUAUAUGGUUUAAAGUCACAACCAUUUGAAUAUAUUUUAUCUGUGGUAGUGCAUUUUCUCCCUGAAGGAAUAUACACUUAGCCUUUGUUUACAUGGAUUAAAAUACUUUUGGGGAGUUACCUACAAAUGCGUUGUUACUAGUGUGUGUGGCCUCUUACAUGUUGGUGACUUAUUCGUAAAAAGGUCUCUGUCCUGUCAUUUGUUCUUUUCACUUAACUCUAAGCAAUUUUAGGCAGUAGUGUCACAUCAUUUUAUAUUACAGUAACCUUUUAAAAGGAAAACUAUUAUAAAAACUCACUAUCAUGUUCUAGUUGGCUGAAUAUAAAUUUAAUACUUGAAUUGUGCUGUCGUAAAUGGAAAUUUACAAUUUUUGUGUUAGAAUAUUAAAUUUUUUUAAAUCACUUUAAUUUCUGGGAAACAUACAGUUGUAAUUUUAAUAUAAAAGUCUUUAUAUAGGUACUAUCUUUUUUAUUGUUCUGAGAUUUAUUAGUAAACAUGGGCUAUUUUAAGUGUUUAUUCUUCAGGCCUGGAAAGCAUAUGCAAUGUCAAUGUAUAAGAAAAAAAUCUGUAUUUUUAUUAUAUGCAUUAAAAUCAAAACCAGAAUAUCCACUUAAAACAUUUAUACAUAUAUUAACCAAACAGUAUAAAAACAGAAAUAGUACUAAAAUACUUUGCCUAACUUCUAAGUUGGAGAGUAACACUGUGACAGUUUUUCUUAUGUGAGAGAUCAUUUCCCUAUUCCUUUCUAAUUCUGAAAUUUUUCAAACAAUUAUUUUUGAAGAAUUAUACACAUUUUCUUUUCUAUCAGAUGUCCUUAGUAUUUAGGGUUGUUUAUUAUUGCAUUUUCAUGUUAAGAACCCUCACCCUUUUAAAAUACAUCAGGAAAUGUCUGCAAGGUAGUCGAAUCCCUAACAGCAAUACUGCUACCACUUUAUCCAAUUAACGAAUGACAGUGGCGUGAAAGGAGUAAAAUCACUUGGUACUCUCCAGACGUUUUAUUUGCCAAGCACUUCAUUAUUCACUGUUACAAAUAUAGGAAAUGUACGACAGUUGGCGAAAAUGAUAGAUCC
Tupaia belangeri chinensis (Chinese tree shrew) is the source of this 2064-nucleotide messenger RNA. RefSeq names its product pro-apoptotic WT1 regulator (gene PAWR). Gene Ontology annotation, biological process: positive regulation of apoptotic process; apoptotic process. Gene Ontology annotation, cellular component: cytoplasm. The record is from RefSeq and is a predicted model, not a curated record. NCBI's taxonomy places the organism in Eukaryota, Metazoa, Chordata, Mammalia, Scandentia, Tupaiidae.